Hevea brasiliensis (rubber tree) is the source of this 756-nucleotide messenger RNA. RefSeq names its product putative receptor-like protein kinase At3g47110. Gene Ontology annotation, biological process: protein phosphorylation. The transcript has 2 exons. Gene Ontology annotation, molecular function: protein kinase activity; ATP binding. The coding region runs from base 1 to 756 and encodes 251 amino acids. The record is from RefSeq and is a predicted model, not a curated record. NCBI's taxonomy places the organism in Eukaryota, Viridiplantae, Streptophyta, Magnoliopsida, Malpighiales, Euphorbiaceae.
AUGGCGAAUGGAAGUUUGGAAAUGUGGUUGCAUCCGAAAGAAGAUGGUAAUAAUUGGUCAAGGAAUUUAAACCUUCUUCAAAGGCUUCGUGUCGCCAUUGAUUUGUCAUUUGCAUUGCAUUACCUUCAUGACCUUUGUGAAACGCCAAUCAUUCACUGUGACCUGAAGCCAAGCAACAUUCUGCUUGACAAUGACAUGACUGCUCAUGUUGGUGAUUUCGGAUUAGCAAGGCUCCUUUCCAAAACAACUAACACUUCUUCUCAAGGCCAAACAAGCUCCAUCGGGAUUAAGGGAACAAUUGGUUAUAUGCCUCCAGAAUAUGGAAUGGGUAGCGAGGCAACAAAAGAUGGAGACGUGUACAGCUUUGGAAUAAUUUUGUUGGAGAUUUUCACAGGACGGAGACCAACUGAUGAAGUGUUUACAGAUGGUUUGAAUCUUCACAAUUUUGUUAGGUCUAAGCUACCAGGACAAGUAAUGCAGGUUCUGGAUCCCAAGCUUAUUGCAACAGGAGAAGUGGGAGCAAAAGAAAUUGUUGAAGGCAAGGAGGGUGAUGAUGGUCAAACAGAAAUUGAAGAAAAUAAUUUCGAUGUUGAAAAUUUGAAAUCACCGGGAAGCAACAUGCAAAUUGUUGUAUCAGUCCUCAAAAUAGGACUCGCAUGCUCAGCAGAACAACCGGGAGAUCGAAUGAAUAUGAGAGAUGUCACAAGAAAACUAAACAUCAUCACAGAGGCUUUCUUUCGUGCAAGGACACUCUAA